Dictyostelium purpureum is the source of this 2151-nucleotide messenger RNA. RefSeq lists its product as uncharacterized. Gene Ontology annotation, molecular function: protein binding. The transcript has 2 exons. The record is from RefSeq and is a predicted model, not a curated record. NCBI's taxonomy places the organism in Eukaryota, Evosea, Eumycetozoa, Dictyosteliales, Dictyosteliaceae. The annotation marks the transcript as partial.
AUGGAUGAGGCAUUAAAAAUAUAUUACAUACUUUCAAGAUUAUCCGAGAACACUUCAUCAAAAUUAAAUAAUAAUAAUGAUAAUAAUAAUAUUAUAGUUUUAAUUAAUAAUCAAAAUUCAACAGGAUUCUUUUAUAUGGGUGUUACUUUUUAUGAAAAUGGUGAUAGUAAAAUGGCUUUAGAAAGUUAUAAAAGAGCAUUAGAAUUAAAUCCGAUUUAUCCAGAGGCUUUGUGUAAUGUUGGUGUAAUAUAUAAGAAUUUAGGCGAAAUACUACCUGCAAUAGAAUAUUAUCAACGUGCUCUACAAUUUAAUCCAAACUAUUUACUGGUAAAGAAUAAUCUAGCUAUAGCAUAUAAUGACCUGGGAACUCAGACUAAAAUGAAAGGGGAUUUGGUUCAAUCCAAACGAUACUAUAAGAAAUCAUUGUUUUACAAUAGCAAACAUGCUGAAACUUACUAUAACCUGGGAGUUUUAAAUAGUGAACAAAGAAAAAUUGAAAAAGCAAUUGUCAACUAUGAGCUAGCUAUUCAUUUUAAUUCGAAUUACACAGAAGCUUUAAACAAUUUAGGUGUUAUAUAUAAAGAUCUUGACAACAUUGAACAAUCAAUACACUAUUAUCAAAUGGCACUUAAAUCAAACCCCAAGUUUUCACAAAGCCUAAACAACUUAGCUGUAAUAUUCACAAUGCAAGGUAAAAUGAAAGAAGCAAAGCAACAAAUUAAACUUGCAGUUAAAGAAUGCCCAAGUUAUGCUGAAGCCUAUAAUAACUUGGGUGUAAUCUACAGAGAUAUUGGAAAAAUGGAUCAUUCAAUUAAAUCUUAUGAAGCAUGUAUUCAACUUUCACCUCACUCUUUAAAUGCGCAUCAUAAUAAACUAUUGGCUUUAAAUUAUUCCACUAAAUUUUCAAAUAAUGAAAUUUUUAAUUUUCAUCAACAAUGGGGAAAGCAAUAUAUUGAAAUUACAAGAAUAAAAUUAUUAAAUCAUUUACAGCAGCAACAACAAAUACAUCAGCAGCAUCAGCAUCAGCAUCAACAACAGCAACUAUUACAAAAAUCACUAUUUAAAAAAGAAAAGCUAACAAUUGGAUAUAUAUCAGGUGACUUUUUUACCCAUUCAGUUAGUUAUUUUAUUGAAGGAAUACUGCAUUGCCAUGAUAAAGAGAACUUUAAAAUUAUUUGCUAUUCAAAUGUAUCAAAAGAAGACAAAACAACUGAAAGAUUGAAAUCAUACAAUCACGAGUGGAGACAUAUAACUGGCCUAUCAGCAUUUGAUGUUUAUGAUAUAAUUAAAAGAGACAAUGUAGAUAUACUAGUAGAGCUAUCAGGUCAUACAUGUGGUAAUAGAAUGGAUGUAAUGGUUCUACAACCUGCCCCUAUCCAAAUUUCAUAUAUAGGUUAUCCAAAUACAACUGGUUUAGAAACUAUACAAUAUAGACUUACAGAUCCUAUUGUUGAUCCAUUAGACACCAAACAACUCUUUACUGAAUCUCUUGUUAGGUUACCACAUAGUUUUCUUUGUUACUAUCACUCUGGAAAUCUUUUACCAAUAGGAAACGAUUAUGUAACACCACUACCAGUUCUAACUAAUGGCUACAUAACAUUUGGUUCUUUUAAUAUCAUGGCAAAAUAUAGUGAUAAAUGCUUAAAUAAUUGGCGAAUUAUUUUAGAGAAAUCCCCACCAUCAACAAGACUUUUAUUAAAGAGUAAACCAUUUGUUUGUGAAAAAACUAAGCAAUCAUUUCUUAAAAAAUUAGCGAAAAUGGGCUUCAACACAAGCCAAAUAGAUUUAAUUGGUUUAUUUCCUCAACAAAAAGAUCAUUUACAAUACUAUAAAAUGAUGGAUAUAAGUUUAGAUACGUUCCCAUAUGCCGGCACUACCACUACUUGCGAAGCCUUAUGGAUGGGUGUACCUGUUGUAACCCUAUAUUCCCCAAAUUGUCAUAGUCAUAAUGUUGGAAAAUCAAUUUUAACCAAUUUAGACAUACCAUCUCUAAUUGCUCAUUCAGAAUCCGAAUAUGUAGAUAUAGCAUUAUCUCUAUCCAAAGAUAUCGAUAGAUUAAUAACAUUUAGAAAAAACCUUAGAAUAAUAAUGAUAAACUCCCCAUUAUGCGACAGUAUAAACUUUACUAAAAAUUUAGAGUUAAAAUAUAAA